This is a messenger RNA of Procambarus clarkii (red swamp crayfish), 3906 nucleotides long. The record is from RefSeq and is a predicted model, not a curated record. NCBI's taxonomy places the organism in Eukaryota, Metazoa, Arthropoda, Malacostraca, Decapoda, Cambaridae.
AAGGGAGCGUAGAAGAUGACAAUGAACAGAAAAAGGGAGAAGAGAGAAAGAAAAGGAAAGAAAAAGAAAGAUAAAUGGAAGGGGUAAGCUUAUGUUAGGUCUCGAGUAGUUGUACAGGCAGUAUACCUCUCGGUUAUUGCUUCCAUUCUGAAUCCCUCUUGGGUAUGUACUUGUAUUCAAGACAAAUUCUUGCUAUUACUGAUUCUUUCCUUUAGCCACCUUCUUUUUGACCAUAGUACAGUAAUUGAGGUUGUUGGCUUCAACUGUAUUGUCACCCUACAGAUUCACUAACUUAUUAUUCUACCAAUUAUUCCUGAGUUACCUUGUCACUGCUGUUGCUUGAUAUCACUAACUUGUAGAAGAGUCUUGGGGAUGAAGUGUUCAAUAUGGUCUCCUUCAGCACCCUCAGUAGCCAGUACAGUAUAUCUGCUCAUUCAUUUUCACAAAUUCCAACAUUAAAAGAAAUCCAUGGAAACUUGAUCUUCCUUCCCUGAUUAGUUAGCAUUUUUACAGCUCUCUUGAUUUCAGAAAUGUGCCUUAGUUGCUGAUUUUUUUUUUCAAUGACAAUGUAGUGUAACUUGAGUCAGUGCAGAUCACUGCUUCCCUUGUGCUGCUGAGUACUGUAUCUUAAUGCAGAAUGAUGGCAAUGAGCUCUGCUUGCAUUGAGGAGGCAUGGGUCUUGCUCUGUUCUUUUUCUUCAUUUUCAUUUUGAGACAGAUUAUUCCUUUACCCUACUGUUUAUUUAAUCUGAAAGAGCAUUUUGAGAGUGUGAUGUGAACCUUCACUGUCACCGAUCAAAGGUAUUAGCACCGAUAAAUUAACUGUAAAAUGUAAAUACAGUAUUUUGGUAUUACAGUACAUCUUGAUAUGCCUAAGUUUCUAACUCAACAGCUUGGAAAAACUAACUUAGAACUUCACAUUUUUUUUUUAGUACAGUACAGUGAAAAUUAAAACUUGCAUUUCAAGAAUGUAAAAGAAAAGGGUAAUUCUGAGGAGUAAGUGCUUUACCAAUGUGACUAUAGUAUAGCAUUUGGAAGGGGGAGGGGAGGGGGAAUGAGGACAAUGUCCAACUACAUGGACCAUUGGGUAUUGAACUCUGACCUUGCAAAGAGAGGCAUUCACUCUACCGACCAGUCCAAGAAGCAAUGAUUGGAGAAGUUUGGUUUUAUUCACUACUCUACUGGUUAUUUGCACUAGUAGUGAUAUUUCCACCAGAUGAAGCAGUUGCUGCUGGACUCACUGUUGAAGCUCUUCUUUCAUCAUGUUUGGGCAGCCAGUUUACAGGUUUUAUUCAGUACCAAAUAAGGAGAACUGGAGCCACUAUUAUUGUGCACACAUUACUCCUUCCAGGUUAUAUACUGAUGCUCAUCAAACAAGAAAUUUCACUGGUGCAUUGGGCAAAUACUCAAAUUCACCCAGAUACUGCAGCAAUAACAGUUAUAGCUUCAUUUGUGCCAGUGCUAAUAACAGCGUUGAUAGUUGGAAACUGGUGGCGAGACAACUGGCAGCGUCAUCCUUUAAGUUGCACGUUGGCUCUGUAUAGCCAGGGAAAUACAGCAUCAUCCAAUGCAUGGGUAUCUGUGGCUUCUGAUGUCAACAUUGAGUUUCGAAGGAUUGAUAAGUUCACCACAAAACCCAACAGUGUAUGCCGUGUGAUUGCCACUGACAGCUGGUUGAUGAAGGUGACAGCCUACAGAGUCUACUUAAUACAUCAUCGUGAUGCAGUUUUGUCACUGGAGAGUAGUGAAAAUCAUCAACUUGCUCAGAACCGUACCUUGGAUACACAACUACUUGACAUCAAAGUUACAUCUAUUAGGGAAGGGAUACCAUCUUUCUAUAUAAGAUUGAGUUCCUUAGAAUAUAAGGAUUUAGAGAGGAAAAUUGUCAAUCCAGUGAUAAAUGCACGCCAAGUUGUAGUGCAUCAAAGCCUUUCUGACCGGUUUCUUGAAGCUUUCCUUGAAACUGUAAAUGUAAACCCUGAAGUCUUCAUUGCUGAUGAGCCAACUAUGUGCAUUGGUUGCAUGGAAGUGACAGCCAAUGUGACACUGCAGCGUCGAUGUGGAAGUGUAAAUACUGGAUCGGGUAGUGACUGUGUUGCCUGCUAUUGUAGGCCUAUGUGGUGUGUAUCGUGUUUAAGUAAGUGGUUUGCUGCCCGACAAGAUCAGAACCUCCCAGAAUCGUGGUUAUCUUCCAAAGCUCCCUGUCCAACCUGCCGCUCAACAUUCUGCCUUCUUGAUGUCUGCAUAAUAUCUAACCACUGAUAUAAGUAUUUAUCACAACAUUAUGUUAAUUUAUAAAUAUAUUGACAUACAUGUAUAGUCACUGAUCUAUUAUGUGUCAACAAAUUAGUUAAUUAGUUGCUCUGCUGAUAAAAUAUCCACAAAAAUUAUAUAAUUAGUUUUUUGGCGGGGCUGUUUUUUGUAUAGUUUAGAGGUAUAUUAUGAUCAAAAUUCUGUUAAUGAUGGUGGGAUAUCUGAAUAGAAUUAAGUGUACAGUACAGUAUUACAGUAAUCAUUUCAGUCAUUUAGUUUGCACAUGAAUAAUGUCUUUGCCUUAAUAUAUAUAUUUGAGUGAACGAGCAGCUGACUCCUGGAUAACAGAUCAGGGAAAGUACAUAAAAUAAAUAAAAGGAAACUUUGUGACUCGUGAUAGAAAUUUCUUCGUGGUUUGUCUCAAUGUAUUUGUUGAACAUUAUUUUAGGAAGAAGCAGCAUUACUGACUUUUUGUCACGUGACAAUGCUUUGUUUCUUAUGUGCUUUCUCCUUUUCAAUCUUGCUGUCAGUAUUAAAAACUUAACUUGUUAAUUGGUAUUAUAGAUCAGACUUUGAGCCUCUUUGAUUGUCCCCAUAUGAUCUUCAACAAGCAACUUUAUGUAUUAUGCCUAUUUUUAUCAUUUUUCAUUGUUUUUAUUUUUGUUUUGCCUUAAAGGUUUCAUUCUUGUCAAGUGUUCUGAUAUCCAUUAUCCACCACUUUUCUUUUUUUUCCUAAAUGCAAUACAGUACUAUAAAAAUGUAUAAAUGUAAUUUUCUCUUGUUAAUGCAUAAUUGUCAUCUGUCAUGUCAAUAUAUUUUUCUAUUGUGUAUAAUUGUUUACCACUUAAUUAUAAUGUGCAAUAGUGUACAUCUCUUUUUUUUUUUAAAUGUCAAAUAUCACUCAUCAAAUUUAUUGUAAUUUUUAUAUGCUUUUAUGUCUUUUUAUUAGAGGAAAUAAUAUAAGGUUUAUAUGUAUUUUAUCUCAUAAAAUACCAUACAGUCAAUAAUAUGAAUUGCACAAAGCAGUCAUUGUUGUGAUGUUGUGAUGUUGCAGUCAUUGGUAGUACAGUAUAAUAAACAUACUGAAUAACUGACUUUUUAAAAUAUUCUUUAUUUAUUAGUAACAAAAUAAAACAAAUUUAACAUUUCUGUUUUGCUAUUUUAGCAAAAAAAAAAAAACUUAUUUUGUACAGAGUGCAGCAGAAAGUCACUUCCAUUUUAAUGACCGCAUGGCAGAGUUGCUUAUUCAUGCAUUAUGUUAUUUUUAUUGCCUGUAAUUUUAGUGUGAAGCAUAGAAUUUGGCUGGUACAAGUGGACCAUAAUUGACAUACAACAGUGUAUGACAUUUAACUGAUAUGAACAUGUUAAAUUUAUAAUAACUUGCAUUAUAAUUUGUUUGACCAGACGCUUUAUACUGAGAUCAGUGAUUUCUUGUAAAUAAUUAAAUAUGUUUUUGUGUAUAUAGUUAAUGCUUUCUUUAUGGGUAUCUAGCUGUCAAAGCAUUGUUUUUGACAGCUAAAUUAUCUUGACACAUUCUGAAGUAAAUAAAUGUUACACUGAGCAAAUUUUCAUCAUGUUACCUGUUUAAUUUGUAUUUGUUAAUUUGGUUAUAUUUUUAUAACACAUCAUAUUUUCAAUAAAAUACAAUAUUUUU